This is a messenger RNA of Aplysia californica (California sea hare), 5123 nucleotides long. Its product is annotated as exportin-6. The record is from RefSeq and is a predicted model, not a curated record. Gene Ontology annotation, molecular function: nuclear export signal receptor activity; small GTPase binding. Bases 708 to 4139 code for a protein of 1143 amino acids. The transcript has 24 exons. NCBI's taxonomy places the organism in Eukaryota, Metazoa, Mollusca, Gastropoda, Aplysiida, Aplysiidae. Gene Ontology annotation, biological process: protein export from nucleus.
GGAAGUAACCGUCAUUGUCUCGGAUGGUGGUGGUGCGAUUUGAGAGAGCCAGAGUGAGAGAAGAGAGAUAAACGAAUGUCGAUCCGACGUUCAGCAUGCCUGUUGUGCGAUAGUUGUGUUUCCUCAAAGGAAAAUGUAGAUCUGGUGUUUGGUGAUAUUCUUGAGACAUUACACGUUAAAGAACAUUUGAUGCAAGACAAGAAUUUGAUACAACUUCAAAUAUUUGGUGGAGGAAGAGUCUGUCUUCAUGAUUGACCGAGACUGACUAUUGUAUCAGUGAGCAAGAAUGAAUGGUUGAUGAGAGUAGGUGUGGCGUAUAGUGGGCUCUAUAGUCUGAUGUCUUGGUUUAUAAGGAAAAGAACUUUGAAAGUGACUGAAUAAUUUCGAAGCUGAUCUGUAAAUUAGCCCAUCGUCAGUGAGGUUGCCAUUUAAUUUAUGAGGCCAUAAUUUGUUCUGGGUUUGUUAGCAGAAAAGCUAGAAAAAAGCAGUCCAAAGAAUUGAGUGAGAAUAAAAAAGAGAAUGAGAAUGCUGUCUGUUUAAUGUAAAUGACACUCCGUACUAGAUCUAGAUCUAUACACUAAUGAAUGGCUAUAGACUAUGAAAAGUUGAUAGAGGGUUGAACUGCCCUCCUCUGUUGGCAUACAGUAGAAACCUUUGUGUUGUUCAAAGUUGUUUUACAGUACAGCCCCCAAGCCCAAGAAGACGAGAUGGCUAAUCUUGAGGAAUCUCUCCAGGGUUUGACUGCUCUUAUGAAUGAGUUCUUUGCCCCACAGACUGGCAAUGAGAGGAAAAGAGAGAUAGAAACGACCCUAAAUGAGUUCACUCAGAUGUCCAAUGCUUGGGAGAUGUGCUUGUUCUUCAUGGCCAAUACUCAAAAUGAAUACGUCCAGAUGUUUUGCUUGAAUGUUAUUGAGAGUGUUAUAAGCCGAAAAUGGAUGAACUUGUCGCCAAAUGAAAAGCUGGAGAUUCGAAGCAGAAUCUACGACUCAUUACUACAGCAUCAUUCAACGUUACCCAGCUACAUAAGAAACAAACUUGCUAAAUUGCUGGUCAGCAUAGGACGCAAUGACUGGCCACACUUUUACCCAGACUUCUUUUCAAACAUUUUGCAGCUGGCCCAGCAGAGUGAGACGGCGUUGCUGGGUGUGGUCCUGCUGCAGACGGUGUCCGAGGAGUUGGCCGCCCCCAGGGACGACCUCAGCAUGUCCAGGAAGGAAGAACUCUUGAGGCUGCUGCAACACCAAGUGCCCAAUGUCCUCAAUAUUCUCAACAAUAUUCUGGAGGCCAUGUUGGAGAAGCACCGCCACCUGGUUGUGGCCACACCUCCCCCGUCCCCGACCUCCGGUGAUGGAAGCUCAAGGUCGUCCCGACAAACCACAAACCAACUCAUCUCUUCAUCUCCCAUUGCUAAUGCCAACUUUGUGUCCUUGCUACUGGGCAGUCCAAACCGAGGCCCACAGAUGGAGGCCCUCCCCCCACUAGACGAGGCCUCGCAUCAGUUGUGCUGGACGGGACUCACGUGCCUUUCCCACUUCCUAUCAUGGAUCCCGCUGUCGACAGUAGUCAGGCCUCAGCUGCUGUCCACCAUAUUUCACUUUGCCGCGUUCGGCUGCCAGCCCUCGGUGGAGAGCAACAGUGCGGGGAGCUCCAGGAGUGGAGCAUUCAGUAGCAGCACCCACAAACUUGGAAUUCUGGCCAUGAACUGCAUCAAUGAAAUCUUGGGGAAAAAUUGUGUGCCCCAAGAGUUUGAAGACUUCCUGCUUCAGAUGUUCCAGCAGACAUUCAGUUUGCUACAGAAAAUCACAAAGUCCAGUAAUACGAGUUCCACAGGAAACAGACUCGAGGAGCUGGAUGAAGUAUAUGUUGAGAAAUUCACAGAUUUCUUACGCUUGUUUGUGAGCGUCCAUCUACGAAGAUUUGAGUCCAACCCGCAGUUUCCAGUGCUAGAAUUUCUCUCCCUUUUAUUCAAGUAUACAUUUAAACAGCCCAGCAUAGACGGCUAUUACAGGUGUCUCGAUAUCUGGACCACUUUCCUGGAUUUCUUAAUCAGCAAACUGGACUCAAGAUUAAUAAGUUUAGACGACAUUUCAGCAAGAUAUAAAGAAGCCUUGACAUCAUUGCUUGCCAGUAUACUUCAGAAGCUGCAGUUCCGUUACAAUCAGUCUGAACUGGAGGAGUUGGACGAUGAUGUACUGGAUGAUGAUGAUGAAACAGAAUGGCAACAUUUCUUGAGACAGAAUCUGGAACUUGUUGCUAAAGUGGCAGAACUUUUCACAGCAGAUGUGUUUCAAAUAUUGUGGGAACCAUUUCAAGAGUAUGUGGAAACUUUUUUUGGAAUGGAGAAAUAUGUUGACAGCUCAGGCUCUGAGAGGAAACUUCUUGUCUCGGCGGAGAACGAUUGCCGACGAUUGCACUGUGCCCUCCGAGACCUUUCCUCACUGCUGCAAGCUUUGGGCAGACUGGCAACUCACUUCAUCGGAGAACAUUUCAGUGCCUGUUUUUCAAAUGGGGCUCAAAUUGUUACCAGACUGGUGGAAGUGAUGUCGUACGGAAGUCGUGUCAAGCUGUUUGAAGUGACCACAUCAGCCGGUGUAUUACAACAGGACUUUAUUGAACUACAUGCUCAGUCGCUGGCUGCUGUGAAGGCGUACACCCAUUGGAUGUCCCAAUUCUACUCAGAGAGCCUGCGCACCAACCAACACCAGGACCAGUUCCGCUCCAUGGUGAUGACCGUCACUGAGGCCUUGGCGCCUCUAAUUAACAAACAGACUCCGGAGAAGAUUGUCCACUCGAGCGCUCAUUUGUUGUUGUCCAUCAGCACAACCGUUCGUCCGGCGUUUCUGUUGGAGUCCCCGGCUGUCCUUUCCCUGUAUGACAAUGCCAUCCAAGGACUGUACCAAGCUCUCUCUGUGCAGGUCCAGCUACUGGUGUACCGAUCCCUGUCCCACUACCUUGUGUUGCCGUGGCCGCUGCCUGUGUCGGGGAACCAGGACUGGGACAAGCGGGCGGAGCACCACAAGCUUCUCGUCUCACGACUCACGGCAAAGUUCACAGCGAUGGCCGCCACACCCGAGUUUGCUGCCUCCCCAGCUGCUCAAGAACAAGCCAAACCAGUGGUGAAGUGGACGAUGCAGGUGUGCCAGGACUGGGUGGAGUCUCUGGCCGGCGAGGUGGUCAAGUCCAAACAGAUGUGCUGCCUGUCCCUGCAGGAGGUCACGCAGACGGCACUGGCCAUCUUCCCGGUCUAUGUCAAGGACGCGGAGGUCAUAGGUCAUGUUGUGGCCUUCUUCCUGGCUGUGUUCAAAGGGCUGCGGGUGCAGAUGGGCAUGGCGUCCCUAGAGAAAAUUGUGCACACUUUUAUGAAUGUCUUCUCGUCAGACAUGUUGGCACAGAUCAUCAACCAAGAGACCAGUGGGGCUUUCAGAGUUAUUGAAAAUUUCCUUAUUCUUUUGGAAUUGAUUGUCCAAGAGCCCGGCUCUCAGUUCAAAGCAUUCCUCCCCCGUGUUGUGUCCAUUUCCCUGGGCCAGAUACAUCCCAUCGUGGCUCCUCGCCAGUCCCCAGACUUAAAGUGCACUUCCUAUCACCUGAUGCAUGAGAUCCUGAUGAACAACUGGAGGUACUUCUUUAGAGGCUCAGUGCUGGACUCCAUGAAGGAAGGAGUGGAAGACUUGGAGAACAGCGAACAGUUUGUGGCCAUUUUACAGGCAUAUGGACAAUCUUUCCUGCAGUCGGACAUCAGUAUCUUCAGGCAGAACCUUGAUUCCCUGGAAAGCCUUCACUUUAAGUGGAAGUUGUACAAUAAGAAAAUCUUCAAGAAAGUCAUGUGUCCCCAAUUCCUGACGGUGCUACUGCAAGUGUUGGUGCAGAAGUCACAUGACCUUCUACAGGAAGAGAUCGUCAUUUCUGUGUACAACAUGGCCGCUGCAGACUUUGAAGCUUUCUUCUCUCAGUUCUUACCGCAGUUCUUGCACUCCUUGCCAGGCAUCGACGACAAUCAGAAAUCUGUUCUUGCUAACAACUUUAAAACGGAACAGGAUUUGCCAUCCUUCACUCAGACUGUUCAGCGGUUUGUGAACGACAUACGUUAUUAUUCACUCAUCAACAGCAGUUUGCCCGCAGGUUCCAUCUCAUUCACGUAGUAUUAAAAUACUUCUGUCAAUGGGAAAUGUUUGCUCAAUGUAAGUCCAUCUGCUAAAGAAACGAAUAACCCCCCAUCCCCACCUCCCCACCUCCACAACAAAUGACUGUGGAGAUCCACUUUAUCGAUUCUGCGUUUUCUGUUAAAGAAAAAAAAUUGAAUGAGGUGUGAUAAUUUGACUUCCAUGUUUUGAGUCGGGAGCUCAUUUCAGUGGCUGGGUGCAAGUUUGCAAUGAAGUGUGUGUGUGUGUGUGUUUCUAUGUGUGUGGGGGAGGAGGGGGAGGGGGGUGGGGAGUGGUGCUAUUCUUUUCUUUUGCUGCCAUCAAAGUCCCUCUCCUGUUGGAGAAAUUCGUUCCAUAGAGCAAAAUAUGGUUUGCCUCCAUUGUGGACUGAUGCAGAGGGGCCAAGAUAGAAGGACAGUCUGGAUGUGUUUGCUUGGCUCGAGGACAGAAAGAACCAGUGCACGACAAAAGCCUUACUUCAACCUUUUGGAUUUAUAAAUGCUGUUCUGUUGAGCAAAUCAAAAUUGGUUCCACUGCCUGUCACUUUCAGCAUGUCUGUAUAAAUAAUAUAUGGUGCUCUUGGUGUAAGUUAAAUGCUUUUUGUAGCUUUGCUAAAUAAAUGUAUUUUGUUGUGUUUGUUUAUAUUUGCCUACCACUGUAUUGUUCAUACUUUUGAAUAUUACAACAUUUUUCUUGUACACUGUCUUUAUGUACAUUUAAAAGAUAAAGUACAUAUAUUUUUGUAUAUAUUUAUAUAUUAUUUGAGUAUUAUGCUAAGUCUGUUGUAAAAUAUUUGACUGUGUCAUAGACGGAUUAUUUUGUUUUUCAAGAACUUUCUGAAACCAUGAGAUGAUGCGAGAGAAACUUUCUGUUGCUGUGCUGAAUGCUUGUGCAUAAACUAGAAUAGUUUGGUUAUCACUGUGGUAUUGGUGUUGGUAUUGCUCUGUAAGUUAGAUGGAAAUAAAACUCAUUUUGAAAAUAAAA